ACAGCCUGCAGGCUGGAUUGAGUCGCGGGAGGCUGCUAGGUCCCUGCCUGGCGCUCUCCGGGUGUGUCCAUUGAACUGCGGUGGACUGGUCCCCAGCGCGGGAACCCAAGAGCCACUGCCCGAAGCUUAGCCCCCGCUGGCUGGCUCUUAGGCUAGCCAGAACCUGGAGGGCAGGACGGAACCUCUCCUGUCCACACCCAUCACCUGAGGAUGGCAGGACCAGGCGCGGCAUAGCAGCGGGAGAAGCCCAGAGACCCGCUCGUCCAGUUUGUUCACGAGGCACCAGGCGGUUGGACUUCACCUUCCGGACGGCUCGGAGCCCCAGGAAGAACCGAACCAAACUCAGCCAGGCAGACCGACUUAGGCUCAGGCCGGUAUUCUGCGAGGGGUGGGGGGCAGGGGACAGACAGACUUGAAAUCCUGCUGGGUGUGCGAGCCUGCGAGCUGUGCCUCAGGGCAUCCCGCACACCCUCGGUCUGGUGUGCGGACCCUCCUCGGGGGACGAGGGAGUGGCAGCCACCGGACUGAAGGAAAGCGAGGGACACCUCACACAAAGUGACGCCCCCAUCAGGUCCGGAUUCGGAAUUGGAAGCAGCCAGAAAUCCGGACCUCCCCGGGUCUGCUCCGCACACCCCGCAGCCCCCGCCCGGAGCCCCGACUCUUCGGCUAGUCCUCCCCAACCCCCUCCCGGGGCGCCCCGUCGGCUGCGGGCUUCCUCCUGCAGACCUGCCCGCGCACAUGAAGCCGCUGCCCCCGCCGCAGGCGCCGGCGCCCCCCUCGCGGUGCUCGUGGUGAUGCCAUGCCCCGCCACCACGCGGGAGGAGAGGAGGGCGGUGCCGCCGGGCUCUGGGUGAGGAGCGGCGCGGCGGCGGCGGCGGCAGCGGCAGCGGCGGGUGGGGGGCGCCCGGGCAGCGGCAUGAAGGAUGUGGAGUCCGGCCGCGGCAGGGUGCUGCUGAACUCGGCGGCCGCCAGGGGCGACGGCCUGCUGCUGCUUGGCACCCGCGCGGCGGCGCUCGGCGGAGGCGGCGGCGGCUUGAGAGAGAGCCGCCGGGGCAAGCAGGGGGCCCGGAUGAGCCUGCUGGGGAAGCCGCUCUCCUACACCAGCAGCCAGAGCUGUCGGCGCAACGUCAAGUACCGGCGGGUGCAGAACUAUCUGUACAACGUGCUGGAGAGACCCCGCGGCUGGGCGUUCGUCUACCACGCGUUCGUUUUUCUCCUUGUGUUUGGUUGCUUGAUUUUGUCAGUGUUUUCUACCAUCCCUGAGCACACAAAAUUGGCUUCAAGUUGCCUCUUAAUUCUGGAGUUCGUGAUGAUCGUUGUCUUUGGCUUGGAGUUCAUCAUUCGAAUCUGGUCUGCAGGUUGCUGUUGUCGUUAUAGAGGAUGGCAAGGAAGACUAAGGUUUGCUCGAAAGCCUUUCUGUGUUAUAGAUACCAUUGUUCUCAUCGCUUCAAUAGCAGUUGUCUCUGCAAAAACUCAGGGUAAUAUUUUCGCCACGUCAGCGCUCAGAAGUCUCCGGUUCCUACAGAUCCUGCGUAUGGUGCGCAUGGACAGAAGGGGAGGGACCUGGAAGUUGCUGGGCUCCGUGGUUUAUGCUCACAGCAAGGAAUUAAUCACAGCCUGGUACAUUGGAUUUCUGGUUCUUAUUUUUUCAUCUUUCCUUGUCUAUCUGGUGGAAAAAGAUGCCAAUAAAGAGUUUUCAACAUACGCGGAUGCUCUCUGGUGGGGCACAAUUACACUGACAACCAUUGGCUAUGGAGACAAAACACCCCUAACUUGGCUGGGAAGAUUGCUCUCUGCAGGCUUCGCGCUCCUUGGCAUUUCUUUCUUUGCACUUCCUGCUGGCAUUCUUGGCUCAGGUUUUGCAUUAAAAGUGCAGGAACAGCACCGCCAGAAGCAUUUUGAGAAAAGAAGGAACCCAGCUGCCAACCUCAUCCAGUGCGUCUGGCGUAGUUAUGCAGCUGAUGAAAAAUCUGUUUCCAUUGCAACCUGGAAGCCACAUCUGAAGGCCUUGCACACCUGCAGCCCGACCAAGAAAGAACAAGGGGAGGCAUCAAGCAGUAAGUUCUGUAGUAAUAAGCAGAAGUUCUUCAGAAUGUACACCUCACGGAAGCAGAGUCAGAAGCUGAGCUUUAAGGAGCGAGUGCGCAUGGCUAGCCCAAGGGGCCAGAGCAUUAAGAGCAGACAAGCAUCAGUAGGUGACAGGAGAUCUCCGAGCACUGACAUCACUGCCGAGGGCAGCCCCACCAAAGUCCAGAAGAGCUGGAGCUUCAACGACCGAACCCGCUUCAGGCCCUCACUACGUCUCAAGAGUUCCCAGCCAAAGCCAGUGAUAGACGCCGACACAGCCCUUGGCAUUGACGAUGUAUAUGAUGAGAAAGGAUGCCAAUGUGACGUGUCUGUGGAGGACCUCACCCCACCACUUAAAACUGUCAUCCGAGCAAUCAGAAUCAUGAAGUUUCAUGUUGCAAAGCGGAAGUUUAAGGAAACAUUACGCCCAUAUGAUGUAAAAGAUGUCAUUGAACAAUACUCUGCUGGCCAUCUGGACAUGCUGUGUAGAAUUAAAAGCCUUCAAACACGCGUUGAUCAGAUUCUUGGAAAAGGACAAAUCACAUCGGAUAAAAAGAGCCGAGAGAAAAUAACAGCAGAACAUGAGACAACGGAUGACCUCAGCAUGCUCGGCCGGGUUGUGAAGGUUGAAAAGCAGGUCCAGUCCAUCGAAUCCAAGCUGGACUGCUUGCUGGAUAUCUACCAACAGGUCCUCCGGAAAGGCUCUGCCUCAGCCCUCACCCUGGCAUCCUUUCAGAUCCCGCCUUUUGAAUGUGAACAGACCUCUGACUAUCAAAGUCCUGUGGAUAGCAAAGACCUGUCUAGCUCCGCGCAAAACAGUGGUUGCUUAACGAGGUCAGCCAGUGCCAACAUCUCAAGAGGCCUGCAGUUCAUCCUAACGCCAAAUGAGUUCAGCGCUCAGACGUUUUAUGCGCUUAGCCCUACUAUGCACAGCCAAGCUACACAGGUGCCAAUGAGUCAAAACGACAGCUCCUCCGUGGUGGCCACCAAUAACAUUGCAAACCAAAUAAGCGUCGCACCCAAGCCAACAGCCCCAACAACUUUACAGAUCCCACCUCCUCUCUCAGCCAUCAAGCACCUGUCCAGGCCAGAACCUCUGCUCUCAAACCCCGCUGGCUUACAAGAGAGUAUUUCUGAUGUCACCACCUGCCUUGUUGCCUCCAAGGAAAGUGUUCCGUUUGCACAGUCAAACCUGACCAAGGACCGUUCGCUGAGGAAAAGUUUCGACAUGGGAGGGGAAACUUUGUUGUCCGUCCGCCCCAUGGUGCCCAAGGACUUGGGCAAAUCUCUGUCUGUACAAAACCUGAUCAGGUCGACAGAAGAACUGAACUUACAGUUUUCAGGCAGUGAGUCAAGUGGCUCUCGAGGCAGCCAAGAUUUUUAUCCCAAGUGGAGAGAAUCCAAAUUGUUUAUAACUGAUGAGGAGGUCGGUGCGGAGGAGACAGAAACAGAUACGUUCGACGGCACCCCACCGCCUGCGGGGGAAGCUGCUUUCUCAUCAGACUCUCUAAGGACUGGAAGGUCACGGUCAUCUCAGAACAUUUGUAAGACGGGAGACAGUACAGACGCCCUCAGUUUGCCUCACGUCAAACUGAACUAAGUUCUUUGUUUCCUUUCUAAGCAUAGCUGUUCUUUUAGCCAUACAUAUCACUGCAUGAAGUACUCUGGAAGCCCGUCUAAAGAGUUGAAAUCGUGCCAAGAGUCAGGAAGAACGAGAAAGGCCAUUUAUAAGCCCGUUAUCUUUUAAUUGCAUGAAAAUGCAUGUUUAGGGGUGGCAGAAAUCCCAAGGUACAUCAACAUUAACCCAUGCAUUUAAUAACGUACCUUGAGUCUAAAAUCCCGAGCCAACAGUCGCUGCUGAUGCUAUGGGGUAUGUGAAGAUGCCGGGAUAUUAGUUCAAUUGCAAGAGUUGAUGCUGUAUUUUGAAAUUGUGAGAGUAAACACCUUCAAAUUUCAGGCAUUUCUGCUUUAUGACUAGAUACAAAGUACAUUUUCAAAAUUAGGCCAUAAUGUAUGUUUAGACACAAUGGCUAUCAACAGCUGCUAAUAACACAAGUAAAGAGCAGAAUUUGGAAUAUAACCAAAAUGGCUGCUUAUUUCAAGAACCCUUUGCCAGCCGGUUCCUCCUAAGUCAUUUCAUCAAUGUCAUUUGAAUGUCAAUCUGUGUGCUUCUGGUGACUUAGCCCUGUGGCCAGCAAUUUUGCACAUUGUUUUCAUGUUGUCCUUUAUGCUGAGAAUGUUUUCCAAUUAGAAAAUGGCCAGAUAAUAUUAUUGAGGGCCAGUGGGGGAGGAGACUUCCUCUUCCUGCGGCAUCUUCCUCUUCAUGACAACAUAGUCUCUAAUGGAAGAGUCAACUCUGAAAAUGGUCAGCCUCUUUACAAGCAGAUGAAAUACUGGUGGAUUUAACAGCCUGUGCAACUGGGCUGCUCUCUGUGAGGAUACAACUACAGGUUUGCCCAUCCUGUCCCCUCCAGUGACUAGGGUGACGAGCAAUUCCCAUUUAGCAGAUAUAGAGGUGUAGGGCCUGGGGAAGGGGCUACCUACUUGAGGUUUGUGGGAAACAACUUGGAAAGACUCCACAGUUACCACAAGUGGGUGACACUAAAGGAAGUGCAUCCCCACCCCCAAUGGGCAAGGAGGAAAGGAGCCCAAAUGAAAUAACUAGAUUUUCUUAGAAAAAUUAAAUAUUGCUAGGAAAUCCAACUACCUAAACAUCCCUUAUUCUUGUAUAACAGAGAAUUUUGCAAGCUAUUUAUUUUUAAUAUACCCUGAGUGUCUUUUGCUAUUAUGUAGCACAUUUUGCAUUUGAAAGGCUAAAAUGAAACUUCCUUUACUUUUAUACUAUAGUGAACAUUUUUCUAUUCUUCCUAACAAUACUAUCCCAAAUGUGAAACUAUCGGCUCAGUUUCCAGGUUAUGAACAUUUAUAACUGCAAACCACAUAGCACUGGAUAGGUCUGCAGAUCAAAACUCUUUAGUCAUGUAUUAUGAUGGAAAAGAAACAAAUAAAAAAGUAUUUAUUAAAAAUAUUAUCUCCCAAAAGGCAAGCAAUACUGGCUGCUUGUUAGAAUUCAGCCCCACACCUGUACUCAUAGAGAUGGGGAACCUAAGACAGAGGAUUAUGAGUUCAAGGCUAGCCUGGUUCAUACAGCAAGAGUGGGGGGGCACUAAGGAAAGAUCUAUAACUGCCAUUUAAAUUAUUUAAGCUUUAACUAAAAGAUUUCUGAAAGAAGUUUCUUUUUCUGUUUGUACUGGGGAGUCUAGUGGGGGUGGGGAGGCCUUUUUUAGCCUUUUUAACAUCCCAGCCAAAUGAGCAGAAUCUAGGGAUGUCAAGUGGUUGGUGGAAGGAAGGAAGCCUCUAAACCCACCAGCUUCUCCCCCAGCAGAAUGCUGUCCCUGAACGAUUGCCCUUACUUUUUCUUCCCCUAACUGGGGACUCCACACCACAGUUUUGCUUUAGAACUUCACCAGGCUUUAGCCAGCAUUGACCCUCAAGCAAAGCGAUUCUCUCUUCCUCUGUUCCCUCCAAUCUUUAAGUCACGUUGUCAUUUAGAGUCUUCCUCUCUCUUUCCCUUCAAGGAUGCAUGCAGGGUAUAGUCGAGCACACCUCUAAUCCCAGGACUUGAGAGGCAAAGUCAGGUGGAUCUUUGUGAGUUUAAGGCCAGUCUGGUCUACAAGGUGUGUUCCAGGCCAGCCAGGUGACAGAGAGACCUUGUCUCAAAAAAGUCUGAAAAAAAGACAAACAAAAACUUUCUUGGACUCUUAAUACGGUCUCUUAGAGAGUAGCAUUCAGGAUCUUCUGACCUUUGACAACAUCUAUAAAGUCUGAAUUUUAUACUCCAUUGAAAUGUUUCUCAAGCCUGUAAAGCUAUUCUUUUCAUUUUACAAACAUAAUGCUACUCAAUUAUUAAUACAAAGUUUUAUUUACCUUUGUCUCCAACCAACCUGAAUGAUGUACCCUCCAAAGGACAUCAUACACGUGUGUGUAUAUACACAACACAUCCCUCACCAUUGAGCAAAAGCCACAGAUACCUGCCCGGCACUGAACAAGGCUCACUCCAAAUACGGGCUGAGGAAGAGGAGGGAGCUGACAGCUUCCAGACAGCACCGAUCCUGUCUCAGGGUGAACCCCACUGGCAGCAAGAAUUGUGAAUGUAUCAGGGACCUCUUCUUAGGCAUCCUCGGGCCUCAAACACAGUACAGUUCAUCUAACAUAGCUGAAGUCUGAAGAUUCAGAGAAAAAGCCUAAACGUGUCCCUACAGUCUUAAACAUAGCAAAAAUGUGAAAAAUGACAUUGAGAAUAAUGUCUGGACAUUGAAGCCAUGACCACUUUGUGUCUGUUUUAUUCUAGCACAAAAACUGCUGGACGUUGGUAGGUUUUGGGUGUGUACAUUUCAGGGCUAUGUCUAUUAUGCCAUGCUCUGGGGGAACAGAAGAGAGUGUCUCCCAUUUACGCUUAGCAGAGGCCCAUUGCUCCACCCCAAAGGGUGGAGGGGGUAGGGAAAGAGGAGCUCAGUUUAGCUGAGCACACUGAAUAACCCUGUGCUUUCUCAGCUCAAACCCAUCUGCCCUCUGCAAACCGCAGGGUUGGUGGAGCUCACAUAGAACAGCACUCAUCCCGUGCAGGAGGUUGCCUAAAACAUUUUUUGCCAUAUCUAAUCUAAAUGUUUGCAUUUUGUUGAACCAAAUUAAUAUCUGUUGAUGGCAAAUUCAUUUAAUAAGAGCUUUAUUUGGUUUUCUAAGUACUUAACUCGGGUUCUUAGGUGCCUUUCUGACCUGCCAUUGGCUCAGCCUUUUGGUGUUUUGUUUUGUUUUUUUCUGGAAGGUUCUUAAUAUGAAAAUCAAACAAGCCUAAUAAAGGAGUUGAGGCACACACUAGCUAAAUAUCAUACCCAUUUCCAGAGCAAAACUAUAAAGAAUGAUGAACCCCAGGCAGACAGAUGAUCCAGUCAGAUCAAGGGAAUAUCAUAGAUGCUAAUUCCCCAGAACCCGAUUUUUUUUUUUUUUUGGUCUUAAAUGACAUGGUUGUGUUUUUGUAAGGAAAAUUUAAUUUAAUAUAAUUAUGUGCAUUUAACUGAGCAGUUCCAAAAGUCAUGUACGAAAACAAUGCAAUUGUCUGUUUCCUGAAAAACAACUAAAUCAGGAAUAUCAUCCCCAUUUCAAGCUAUCGUUAAAAUGUAAUUUCCUUUGCUCUUUUACCAAGAUGAUUUGUUUUAAACUAAAACAUUAAAAAGAUGUCUAUAAACA
This is a messenger RNA of Mastomys coucha (southern multimammate mouse), 7314 nucleotides long. It is a transcript of the gene Kcnq5, whose product is annotated as potassium voltage-gated channel subfamily Q member 5. Gene Ontology annotation, biological process: transmembrane transport; potassium ion transport. Gene Ontology annotation, cellular component: membrane. Gene Ontology annotation, molecular function: voltage-gated potassium channel activity. The transcript has 15 exons. The record is from RefSeq and is a predicted model, not a curated record. Bases 800 to 3667 code for a protein of 955 amino acids. Lineage: Eukaryota; Metazoa; Chordata; Mammalia; Rodentia; Muridae.